Molecule: messenger RNA, 365 nt
Organism: Paramuricea clavata
Lineage: Eukaryota; Metazoa; Cnidaria; Anthozoa; Malacalcyonacea; Plexauridae
Source: the annotation of a GenBank genome assembly
AUGAUAAUAGUAAUAGUGGUGAUGAUAAUGAUGGUUGUAAUGAUGGUAGUAAUGAUGGUGGUGGUGAUAAUAAUGGUAAUGGUGGUGGUGAUGUUGGUGGUGGUAAUGAUGGGAGUGAUGAAUGAUAGUAGUGAUUAUGAUGAUGGUGAUAAUGAUGAUGGUGGUAGUUGGUGGUGGGGGUUGGUGAUGGUGGUAAUGAUGGUAGUGUGAAUGAUGAUGUUGAUGAUGAUGUUGGUGAUGAUGUUGGUGAUGAUGUUGAUGAUGAUGUUGGUGAUGAUGUUGGUGAUGAUGUUGGUGAUAAUGUUGGUGAUGAUGUUGGUGAUGAUGUUGGUGAUGUUGGUGAUGAUGGUAGUGAUAAUGGAUGA